Messenger RNA from Seminavis robusta, 2077 nucleotides. The record is from the annotation of a GenBank genome assembly. NCBI's taxonomy places the organism in Eukaryota, Bacillariophyta, Bacillariophyceae, Naviculales, Naviculaceae.
CAAUGGCGCUGUCGGGAUCUGCAUGGUGCCGUUCGUUUGAAUCAUAGUGCGCUCCGCUUUUCACUACUUUCACUGAUUAGGCUUGUCAGCUGGAGGAAAAAUAGGAGCUAAAAGUGUGGCUUCUAGCUAGUAUACUACAGUCGCAGUAAUUAAGCUCUGCUGUGUUCUCCUGGCUGACAACAACUGCAAUCCUGCAACCGCGUACGGUACUAUAAAAGAGAAUUGUUUUGAUUUUGGGAAAUGAGCAACGUUCUUUCUCCCGAGGCCGCGGCAUGGGCCGCCUCUGUUUUAGUGAAGGAAAUGCCUUCCAAGUACACCAACUUUGACAACACAAAGGGGACACUGCAAUCGAUGGGGCUGAAAUUCCUGCGAAAGCAAGAUCUGGUUCAGAUAUGGCAACGGCUCAAAUUACAUUCUUUUGUCUACGACAGCCGUCAGAAUUUCCACAUUAAUUCAAGUGCCAACAAGGAUGCAUGGGUCAGUCACUGCGCACAGUUUCUGUCUUUGCCAGGGGCGUCUUCUCUUACGCCUGUUGGAAAUGGCAAUGGCGCGGUUCCGCCCGCUGCUGCAGCAUCAGUCCCCCCUGCUGCAGCAUCAAUACCCGCGGCCGCCUCCAUGCCCAUGGGAAAUCCCCAUGGGAUUCCGCCGUUGGGCUAUCCGUAUCCUGCGGGAAUGGCCUGUGCUAGGGCCCCUUGGAUGGGCCCUGGGCCGCCUCCUCAUUAUAAUCAACCACCCGCCUUUGGGUUUCCGCCCCCUGGCCAUCCGCCCUUUCAUCAAAACCGAUAUCCACCCUAUCCAGGCUACCCGCCAGCACCCGCUCCUGCGACAAUACCAACGGCUGCAACCCUUCCGGCAGCCGCCACUGGGCCAACACGAAACCCGACAAUCCAUAGUGCUUCUAGGAAGCGCAAGUCCCCAGCUACUGCAACAGCAACAGCCCCACCUGUAUUAUUCGGAGGAGCUUCCGAUCCUUUCUUGGACUUUAUGGCUGGAGCGCUUGCAUCUAGUGCCACUGAAAGCGGUUCGGCAUCGUCUUCCGAAGGGAGUUCAGUCGGGGCAGUGAUAAGAGGCACUGCAGCGUCAGCCGCUACUGCUACCGAGGAACGCAUCUGGUCAGAACUAAAAGGAAUGGGCUUUGGGGAGUCAGAUAAACAGGAAUGCUUAGGUGCUAUUCGCCGCGUCAUGGAGAAAAAUCCUAAUCCAGACUCUAUGGCGAUAUCUAUUGACAUUAUUACACACAGAGAAGAAGCAGAGGAAGCUCGAAAGAUGGAUAUGGCAAGGGCUGCCUCUGAAGCGGACCGGAGAGAAGAGAGUCAAAAACUGCGAGACCAGCGAAAACAGGACGACGACGUUAAGGUUCUGGCCGCUUCGUUAGAGGAAUUGAAAAAUCCAUCCGGUCCAGAAAACAAAAAACUCAUGUUCAAGACAUCGUGGCUGCUGCGGUACGAAAAAUGCACGCCAAUGCUUCAGGAGAUUUGCAACAACCAGCAGCACGGGGAAACGAAGAAGAGUCUGAUUGAGUUUCUCAAGAAAGAAAAGGAUGCUUGCAAGUGGUAUGCAGCUAACGAAUUGCCCAAGUAUUGGCUCAAGUUUGUUGCUGGCACUCGCAUGUUGGACAAAUACUCGACUGGUGGAUCAGCAGCUCUGAAAGGUGAAUUGGAGACGCUGACAAACGAAAUCAAUGAAGCCAUGUGCCUGCCGAGUAAGCAGAACAAGGAAAACAUACCACUCAUUUUCCUUAACGCAAGGGACAAACACCAAACACCAGGUGAAAAGGCAGCCGAAGAAGAUGAUGACGAUGAUGAUGUCAUCCUAGUUUUGGAUGAGUCGGAAAUCCGUCGCACUUCGCAAUCCGCUCAAGAUUUGAAACCAGGCGGUGCUGCAUUGAUUGAAAUGUCGUAAUCGUCUUUUUGAAGAGCACUCGAUAUCUAUCCGAGAGCACCAUGUUCUCUUUGGUUUCGAGAACGACCGAGAUCGAAUGAGCGAAAGCAGUAGUCGCAGCUAUACAGUAGUUUGCAAGAUUGCAGUUUUGUGUUGGGCCAGGAAUAAAAUAAUAGGCAAGCUGGAUCGAUGCACU